CUGGAAGGGAGGAAGGGGGCGAGACGAGACGACCACCGAGACGAGACAGACGAGGAGGUGCCACUAGGUCUACGCCGGUCUACGAUCUACUGCAAGCUUGCUGCAAGCGAUGCUGGCCCUGGUGCCCCUGCUGGUGACGCUGCUGCAGGUGUCGGCGGGCGCGGCGGCGCGCCUGGACACCCUCCCGGACGGCACCGGCCUGGUGGGCGGCCCGCUGCACCACGACCGGCCGCUGCUGCCCCUCAAGAUGUGGGCCAACCCCCGGCGCUCGCAGCUGCGGCCGCGCCGCAAGGACCUCCGCGAGGACACGCUGCUCGGCAUCCUGGGCAGCGACUACCAGCCCGGCUGGAUGCGCGUCUCAAGGUCCGCUGGAGGACAGGACUUCCCCGCCGAGGAGCGCGCCGCGGUGCGCGCCCUCCGCGACCUGGUGGACGGCGACGACUCCCCGCCGGACCUGCGCCUGCCCGCGGGGCUGUCCGCCGAGGCGCGCGCGCUGGUCAAGGCGUGGCUCGUGCGCCGCGCCGCGUGCCCCGUGCGCUUCGUGUGGGCCGACCUGGGCCCGUACUUCUGGCCGCGCUGGCUGCGGCGCGGCGAGUGCGGCGUCGAGCCCACCGGGGACGAGGACGAGGAGAACAUGACGACCGCCAGGAGGACCGUCAACGGCGUGCUCCGGGAGGACGACGAGGACGAGGACGACGACGACCUGGGCGGCGGCGCGAGGCGGAACGCCACGGCCACCGCGUCGACGCAGUCCUGCUCCUGGCCGCCAGGCAUGAAGUGCGUCCCCGGGCUGACGAGGACCCUGCACAUCCUGCGGUGGCACUGCCGGUUGCGGAAGCACUCCCAGGCCACCAGCUUCAACGCCAUUUGGUCGGCGCCCCCCGAGAAGCCCAUCUCCAAGAUGAACGGCCGUCAGAAGAGGAGCAAGUAUCGGUGCACGUGGAUCAAGGUGCCGUACUCCGUGCCCGAGGACUGCGUCUGCUCCGUGUGAGGCCCAGAAGCCAGCCAAGCCCGCCACCGUUGUCCGAAUGCACGAAAUCCAGCCACCAAGAGGGUUCUUGGAACUCUCUUUAAAAAUGUCGUUAGGUGAAAAAGCAAAUGUGACGCUUAUCGUGAUACUUAGUCGUAGGAUCGUUUUUAAAUUUAGAAAAUAGGUCGGUUUUUUCGGCGCGUGCGUGCCGUUUUGAACCAAGUCUGACUCUCACCGCGAGAAAUGGCACGUAGGAACGGAAAUAUCAAUGUCAAUCAGGUUAGGUUGAAAUCCCUGUGAUGUAAUUAAAAAUGACACUUUUAGCUUAAGUCAUAUUUAUUAAAAUAUUAAAGAUUCAUUUUUUUAAAUACGA
Messenger RNA from Thrips palmi, 1343 nucleotides. RefSeq names its product noggin-2-like. NCBI's taxonomy places the organism in Eukaryota, Metazoa, Arthropoda, Insecta, Thysanoptera, Thripidae. Gene Ontology annotation, biological process: osteoblast differentiation; dorsal/ventral pattern formation; negative regulation of BMP signaling pathway. The transcript is spliced from 4 exons. The record is from RefSeq and is a predicted model, not a curated record. Bases 110 to 991 code for a protein of 293 amino acids.